Molecule: messenger RNA, 779 nt
Organism: Cryptomeria japonica (Japanese cedar)
Lineage: Eukaryota; Viridiplantae; Streptophyta; Pinopsida; Cupressales; Cupressaceae
Exons: 2
Coding region: 1-645 (214 amino acids)
Source: RefSeq, a predicted model, not a curated record
AUGGUGGCUACAAAUGCCAUGAUGAAAUUCACCUUCAUGCUUGGCCUUGUUGUAUUGUUGUUCAUAAACCAUUUUCAGUGCUACAAAGCUGAUAAUGAUACAGACCCAGCUCCCACCUGCAAAAAGUACGAAUGCCCUCCCUAUAUCACCAUUCACAAAGACCAGGAGUUUGAGAUCAGGCUUUACAAUCGUACAGUCUGGAUGUCCACCUCAGAAAUAGCUUCCAAUUCUUUCAAAAAGGCCACCAGGGAGGGAGUCCUCAAGUUGCGCGAUUAUGUGAAGGGCAACAACAAAGAAGAGAAAAAAGUGCCCAUGACAGCACCAGUUGUGACAGAUGCAAAAUUGUCUAGUGGAAGUUCUUCCUACUAUAACUCUUCCUUUGUGGUUCGCCUGCACAUGCCCAAACAAUUCCAAGACUCUCCUCCUGCUGCAAUGGAUGACAUGGAGCUGCACCCACAUCUCAUAAACUCUCGGUGUACUGCUGUGAGGGCUUUUGGAGGAUUUACAACAGACCAGAAUAUCAAGGAGGAGGCUAAGAAGCUUAAAGAAACUCUUGUUGGAACUCCUUGGGGAACUUUGCUGAGGAGUAAUUUUACCAAUGAGUGUUUGUCUAAGGAUGUUCCCUUUGUUUUUAUAGUUGCAUAGUAUAAUUCUCCCUUCAAUAAUGUUAGUAGGGUUAAUGAAGUUUGGUUCACCUUGGAUGAUUCUAAGUGUUCAAUAUAGAUGUUUACGCCAUAUCUAAUGGGUGCUUAAUAUGUGAUUCAAUGUAUCUAGUUUUC